AUGCCUCUUGGUGAAAUGCUAGCCCGCAAGUGGCCUGCUGAUCCGGCCGUUUUCACAAUUCCACAGCUGAGAUUUUUUCUCAAAUUCAACGGGAUCCGUUGUCUCACACGCUAUCAGCCGCCCGUUGUUCAUCAGCUUUACAAACAACACCUUGCUGGCCGCAUCCGCAAUGAUGACACACAUUGGCCUGCGUCAAGCACACUGGACCAACAGUCCCUCAAGCUUGUGCUUGAGCUAUACAAGAUAAGCUAUCCAGAAGGUGCCUCCCGCCCAUCGCUAAUGAAACGCUAUGACAGCCUCAAGGCAAUCCGUCAACAUAAGUCCACCGAUAACACUUCUGGAAAAAAAAGACGAAGAGGGGAUGAGGAUUUGGAUUACAAGGAAUACCCGGAGGAGGAGCCCUUACGCAAGAAAACUAAACCUCGCAACUGUACACUGCAUGAAGACGUAGUGCAUAAGUACAUCAAUCAACCCCAGAAAGAUGGUCCUGGUGGUCGACCAAUUAGACGCUCGGCAAGGAUCUCUGCAGCUCAGAACUACUCGGCAGAUGAGCCUGUACUAAAACCCUCUCCUGAGCCAGACGGCAGUACUUAUAUCAGCAUUAGCAAAGAUUGUACUUCUCCGCCUACCAGUAAACGAACCCGCAUCCAGAAACCUCAUAGGAUUCCACCUCGAUCUAGACGUCACAGAAACCCAGAAGCUAGAAAUCACGAGACUUUAAAAACUACAGCAGUAUCAGACAACACUUCAGAAAUCUCUAAUACAUUCGAAUUCACCUGUCAUAGCCCAGUGAAUAAUACAACCCAGUCAUCAAGCAACCCCAACAAACAACCUCCAGCUGCUUCACAUACUCUUGCUCAACAGACAGACGACAGCGCAUUAUCACCACUUCCACCACCUCACUGCAACAACGAUUCAGCCAGUAAACCCUUGCCUGAAAAUCAAUCAAACUUGAACAGCUACUAUCACAACGGUGACAGACUACUCGAUAUUGAAUGUCAACAACCACCAUUGAACAACGAAGACCCUAGUACAGGCACCGUUGAAACCAACUUAAUAGACUUGACACCCAGAAUCUGCGACAGAAGCCAUGAAACUCCUCCUUUGCCAUACUCAGAAUACAAAACCCUGUUAGCCGGCUUGAAUUUUGAUACAAUCAGCCAGAAGAACAAAAAUGGCUCCUGUGACUCGACUCUAGACGUGAUCAAUCAAGCUCAAGAUAACUCAGCCAAGGUUGAUGUUGAAAGACAUCAUUUGACGGGUCGGGGUCGUGCACAAUCUAAUGAGGGUGAUGAAAAUAAAGGAAAAGAUCUCUUGUUAGCCGAUGCACAAAAGCUCAACUCAGUAGAGCUUACAGAUCAUUUAAUACCAAUCUCAGUUGAUCCUGUAGAAGAAUGUCUGUCAGCUGAAAAUUCACUCACACAAACUGGCCCUCUGGUUCGAAUUGAAACGGUUACCUUUGCUAGUUUGGCUCAGACAAGUCUUCCGCGGAACGGUCAGACGAAGAUAGACGAUCGAAGGCCAAGUGUGCUGGGGGUGGUCAAAGAUCAAACCUCGGAUUUUGAUCACAGAUCAGUAGAUAGCACCAAAAAAUUAAUCCAGAUGACUCUAUUAUCAUCUCAGACCGCGCCAGGUUCUUCCGAAUGUUGCGACUAUCCCAGAAGCGUAUCUGAAAGCUUGGACGACAAUAUCUCUAAUGCUGGGAGUGAGGGAAUUAGAAUCGGUCACAAGGAAAAGUCUAAGGUUGAUAUGGAAGUCAUCAACGAUCAACCACAGUACUUCAAUCAGAGCUCAGCAGACUCCACUCACUCAAUAAACAAUCCGAUCAUCGAUCAACAUCGGCAAAAACCAGACCUUGUUGAUGAUCAACCACCAACUUGCUAUCAGAGUCCAGCAGACAGCACUCACUUGCUAAACGAUACAAUCAUCAAUUGUCAUGAGCAAAACCUGGAACUUAUCGAUGAUCAACCACUGGAUAUCUAUCAGAGCUCAGCAGACUGCAGCACUGAUCACUUGCUAAACAAGCCAAUCAUCGAUCAACAUAAGCAAAACCUGGAACGUCUUGAUGAUCAACCACCGACUCACUCACCAACUCGCUAUCAGAUCUCAGCGGACAGCACUCACGCUCUAAAUUAUACAAUCAUCAAUCGUCAUGAUCAAAACCUGGAACUUAUCGAUAAUCAACCACUGGAUAACUAUCAGAGAUCAGCAGACUGCAGCACUCACUUGCUAAACAAUCCAAUUAUUGAUCGACAUAGGCAAAAUCCAGAACUUUUCGAUGAUCAACCACUGACUCGCUAUUGGAGCUCAGCUGACAGCACCCACUUGCUAAACAAUGCAAUCACCGAUCCUCAUGAGCAAAACCAAUUGGUGUCCCGUAUUUCAGAUUGUUCAGAACAUCAAGACUAUCCAAGAAACUGUGAUCCUCAUCCAAGUGCUACCUCUGCUACUUCUGGAGAACACACAGCUACAGAACCUCUUAAUAAUCAGGAACCUCCAGAGCUUCGAUCUACAUCUUCAUCACUGUCUCCGUCUCCAUCUCCGCCUCUGUCUCCGUCUCCAUCUCCGCCUCUGUCUCCGUCUCCAUCUCCGCCUCUGUCUCCGAGUCCAUCUCCACCCCCACCUCCAUCUCCAAAACAAUCUUCCCAUCACAUCCUUUCUGAUUUUCCGUAUUCUCCAUCAUCAACAGAAACAUCCACAUCUUCCAUCUCAACCGGGCCUGUUCCUCCAAACCUUGUCGAACCUGUUUUAUCACCGCAAACGCAAUCAAAUUUGCCAGCCCAACCCCAGAAUAAUCGAGAUAUAAUACUAACUGAUAUAAUGGACAUGGUGGAUUCGCCAUCAGCAACUCUGGGAGAGGCCACAAAUCACCGCGUCAGCAUUAACGAUUCCGGAAGUGAAACAGAAAUAUCAGCACAAGUACUUUUCACCGGCACUUCUCAGCUUUCCAACAAUACAGCUCUGCCACCACCUAUUCAUAUCAGUACUGCUCAGCAAUCUUCUAGGAACUUACGGCUGCUCAACUUGCCUGAUCCCAAAACAAUGAAAGUCCAACAAUUAAAAGAUGUCCUUGAUGAAUUUCAAAUUCCAUACGGCAAGCGAGAUCUCAAGCCAACUCUACGCGCACUGUGUCAACAGUUGAUCGAAACUGCACAGAAUUCUCAAAUUCCUGAAAGCCCAGCUGCCGAGCCUUUCCAAUCACCAAUAGCUGUCACCGAUGUCACCAACAAUACCAACAUCACCAUUGAACAGGAAGAAAGUACCUCAGUCAACAACUCACCUAUGCCGGUUGAUCACAUGCAGCCUUUAACGUCAUCUAUUCAAACAAAUUGCAAUGAAGAACCAAGCCGUACCGAUGUUAAUACGACUCCAAACAACAUCCCACAAGAGGCACCCUCUAGCCACCCACAAAACCUGAGAAAAACCCAGCCUGUUGUCGAUCGGGCAUCUAGUGUAUUCAAUGCUAACCAAACUGAGAAGAACCCUGAAAAUCAUCUUGUUGAUUUGCACAUUCGGGGACUUGUCUCCUCAAUUGAAACACUUGCUUUAACCUCUGCGGAAGGAAAUUCCUUGUUUUCCCAUGCGAUUUCCAAAAUGACUGAGGGAUUCAGCAAGCUCACUGUGGCACUCCAGUCGUCCCUGCCAACAGCACAAUUUUCUGCCAUCCAGCACCCGCCAUCUUCCUCACGAAGGCAAACUCCUCGAAUCCAUACUGCACACCAUCAUCCGGAACCUGAAUAUAUGUCUGAUAGUGAUGAUGAGGGACCAGAAGGGCCCCAAAACACUGAUCUUCUUGCUGCAGUAAGGAGACAUUCUGCCACGUUGUUUGGCAAGUGUUUUUACGAGGGCAAUUUCCCCCCACCUGCUACCCCUGAGGAACGAAGACAAUGGAUCGACAGGGGUGACAUUGUGGAUGAUUUGGACGAUGAAAGCCAUGAAAGUUUUCAUGAUGAUUCAGCUAUGGACUUAAGUGUCCAUGGUGAAUCUGAGAUGGAGGUGGACCUAGAUCCCAGCUUCCCGUAUCCUGAUGGCCCUGGACAUCCGGCUGCAUCUCCUCAGGCCCUCAGGAUACUGUGGCGCACAAUGCGCAAUUGCAAUGUCAAAUCUUUUCGACCUAAUCUGGCUGAAGCCAUGACAACUCCAUCAAAUCGCUUUCUUUGGAAUCUUGCCAUUCAAACAUUUUACAGAUUGGUCAGAUCAGGAGAAUACGAGUGUCUGACAAGUGAGAUGUGUAUCCAAAAAGAAGUGAAUAGGGCUUUUAGAACUCAUGUCAAAGGACAUCUGAUGCGCGAGUAUCGUCAGGCAAACAGUUGGACUGAAGAGAGAAGAAUCUCAGCAGUGACUCGCCGCAGACGCAACACACGACGUUCAAAUUUGAUAAAAUGGCGACAAGAUGAGGCUAUGCUCCAUCCAUCUCUUAUCCGCUUGGUACCAAUUAUCCCAGCUAUCUGUAGUGAUGAUGAGACUGAUGAAGAAGCACCAGCUGUUCCCUCAAACUGCACAUCUGGCUCUAAACACAAAAAGAAGUAUUGUGUUGUCCGUCAGCUUCCUUGGCGCCAUAUUCGAGUGCAACAACUCAUGAUAGCUCUUGAUCAACUAAAAGUCAGGCGGGUCAAAUAUUCCACGUCCAAAUCAAACACACCACCACCAAGAUUCCGCAGGCGUGUUCCACAACCUAAGAUUGGUGCUGUGGCAGCUGCAAGAGGCCUACCAAUCACUUACUAUGAUGAGUCAUGGCUAGGUACCCAAUCUUUGAUUGAAAGGGAUGCUUUGGACCCCAAGAUGGAAGGUACUCGUGUUGAAUCAUUUCAUGUAGCAAUUGCCUCAAUUAAUAUUUAG
Puccinia graminis f. sp. tritici CRL 75-36-700-3 is the source of this 4839-nucleotide messenger RNA. RefSeq lists its product as uncharacterized. Lineage: Eukaryota; Fungi; Basidiomycota; Pucciniomycetes; Pucciniales; Pucciniaceae. The coding region runs from base 1 to 4839 and encodes 1612 amino acids. The record is from RefSeq and is a predicted model, not a curated record. The transcript is spliced from 11 exons.